This is a messenger RNA of Gigantopelta aegis, 4394 nucleotides long. RefSeq names its product leucine-rich repeat-containing protein 27-like. Lineage: Eukaryota; Metazoa; Mollusca; Gastropoda; Neomphalida; Peltospiridae. The transcript is spliced from 11 exons. The coding region runs from base 98 to 1627 and encodes 509 amino acids. The record is from RefSeq and is a predicted model, not a curated record. Gene Ontology annotation, molecular function: protein binding.
GCCGCCAUUUUAUAGCUAACCUGAGGAAAUGGCAUGCUGUUGUUUACAUUUUUUAUGGUUUCGUUAAGGAUAUACAUCUUUAUUAAACUUGACAGUUAUGCAGUCUAGUUUAGACUCGGAACAGCUGUCCGAUUCAGGCGAUGCAGAGUCUGUAUCCAGCGAACUCGAAAGGUUGGAAGUAGAUGAAUCCAAGGUGGAAUGGCAGAGCCAGAACGAAAGUGGCGAAACUGAACGAGCAUUUGCAAGAAGUAAAUCACAGGAAGAACAUAUUCUUCAGAUCAUUAAUAAAACUGCUUCCUCAGAUUCAACUACCAUCGACCUCGGUAAAAAAGGAAUGCUGCUGAUUCCAGAAGAACUGCUUGAACUAAAAACACUAGAGAAUCUGUACCUUGAAGGAAAUUAUUUAUCCUAUUUACCUGAAGACUUUUUUGAGAAACUACCAAAUCUGAAAUGGUUGGAUUUACGCAGUAAUUACUUGUCAAGAAUACCUUCUAGUCAUCUUGGAAGACAUCAGCACUUGAAGAACUUAUUGUUAGAGGGCAACAGUCUGAAAACACUUCCACUUGAACUAGGCAAUAUUAAAACAUUGCAUGGAUUGAAUAUCUGCAAUAAUCCACUGGAAUUCCCGCCAGCUGAAAUUUUGGAGAAAGGAAGUCAUGAAAUCCUCAAAUUUAUGCAACAGAUAACAGCAGCCAAAUCAGCAAAGUUUUCUAAUGGUGAUUCCUUAAAACUGUCGGGAGACGGGUCUGAAUCGAGUGAUGAUGACGACUGGGAUGGCAGUAUGGGGGAAUACGCGGAAUAUAUGAGGCGACAGCGCUGUCUCUCUCACGAGCUCAGCAGGAAUUCAUCUGACAAUAACAACAACCUUGUUGGUCCAGUUCCUUCGACUGCCGAACUCCAUAGGCCCGUCAGUUACACAGAGAUGAGGCAACAACAUCUUGAUAAACUGAAACGUGCUAAAGCAAGCGGAACAAUGGAGAGCAGGAAGAAGUCUGCAGCGUCGAGUGUGAUGUCAUGGAAGGUGAAUCCGUACCCUGAGCCCCCCGAUCCGGAUUACGUAGACCAACACAUGGCCGAGGAGAGGAGGCUGGCCAGGACGAAGGAGAUGAAACUAAAACAAGAAGCCAUCUUGCAGAAGAGAAGGGAUGAAUCAGUUCUUAAGGAAUGGAGGGAUGAAACCAAGAGACUGAAAGAGAAGAAGUUGUAUGAAAGUUUAAAAAAAGGCACAAAAGAUUUUAUUGACCCUGUGACGAAAGCACCCUUUGGUUACAGUGAUGACCAUUUAAAAAUGCCGACAAAUGAAGAAAGAAUAAAGGAGGGUAUCAAGUCUGCACACGAAAAAGUGCGCCGGCCUGUAUCUCCAGCAACCAGGCGGAAGAUGGAGAUGGAAAAGGCAACUAGAGUGAGAGAACUGGAAGCAAGAAUUAAAACUCACACGGCUCAGAUGGUAGAAAGACGAAAACGACCGAGAGGAAAUCCGCAGCAAGAAAUGGAAGCUGCCCAGAAGGAACUGGCAGUUUUGGAGCUUGUAGCUUACAGUUUAGGAAUAAAGCUCACUUUCAACUUUGGGAAACUAGGCUGCAAGGAAAGCAAAAUAAUGACUUCAACAAGUAUAUUGGUUCGUUAGACUGUGAACCUUUUGGAAAAGGCUGAGGAGCUGCACAAGGAACUGCUGGCGCGACGAGCUGACAUGGAGUAUCGAUUCAGAGCAUUCACUGCGGACUUAUGACCGACACACGUUACCACCCCUUGAAGAAAUGCGUUUGGAGUUGUCUUUCCAUAUCCACAGGGAUUUGAAUAUCUAUAAAACAUAUCAUUACUUGUGUCACUGAUACACAAAAUCAUCACCUUUGUAACUUAAUUUAUUUAUUAUUUCAGCAUUAUAUUAUUUUGCAUUUGAAUUUUAAAUUUUUCUGUUAAUUUAUAAUAGGAUUGUAUAUAGAAGUGGUUUAUUUGUUACUGGGUUUUAUUGAAAUGUGGAAAAGAGAGAGAGGAAGACAGAGAGAGAGCAAGCAAGAGAGGAGAGAGAAAGGUUGAGUGAGAGAGACAGAGCUUUAUAAAUGCUGAAAAGAAAUGUGUUGAACAUCUUGGAAUUGUUAUUUGGACAUUACUAUUUUAAAAAUAUUGCUACAUAAAGAUGAUUGUUUACAGAUUUCACAUCUAAACUUAAUUGCCAUUUUAAAUAUGUCUGUGUGAUUAUCAACACCAUCUAACCUAACAUUGAGUUUUUUCUCGGACAAAAUCUCUAUUGACAAAACCGGUGAUUGAGCAUGUACUUGCAUUUCACAAACAUCUGGUAUCAUAAUAGUUUUGUUGGUGAUUUUAGUGCACACACUGACAGAAUUAUGUCCAAAAAAUAAAUAUUUUCUUGUUACAGAUUUUUUUUUCUUUAAGUUCAUCAAAACUUUGUUAGUUUUGCUUUUUACCUAAAUAUCCACAUUUGACAAAAAUGGGUAUCGUUUAUGAAAUUGGUUUUUUAUAUAUAUUUACCGGUAAGUCAGCUUGCUGAAAAAUGGAAUUAAUGGAAUAUGCCAUUAUUACUGUUGUUUUUCUCAAGGCAAAUACAGUUUUACUUAAAUGGUAUUCUUAAUUAUAGGAAAUUAACAUACCAAAAUAAUUACAAUUUUAAUGUGUAUUCUUAAUUAUAGGAAAUUAACAUACCAAAAUAAUUACAAUUUUAAUGUGUAUAUAUAUAUAUAUAUAUUUUAAAAUUAUUAUCGUUAUCACAAAUACCAAAAGGGAAACACUUCAGGCCAAAUACUGAGUAGUAUCGUAUCAAAUUACUGUAACAAAGUCCUUAGCCAUUUUCUUUGGUGUAUUUUAAAAUGAAUGUGUGUAAUUUAUCAAUGCUUAUUUAUGAUAGUCCAUUUCAUAUGUAUCUGUAUUGGGUUCUUUUUUUCAAUGUCAAACUAUACUUUAUAAUUAUGCUAGUCAGAAUUAUAGACAGUUUUUAUUGUUAGUUCUUUUGUGUCACUUCAUUUUACAAUUUAUUUGUAUUUGAAAUUUGUAUUGUGGUUAUUGCUAUUCUGUAGCUACCUGUAUUUACAAGAUGAGAAUGUUGAUGAUCACCUUGUAGCCUAAUAUAUCCAAGCUUCUAUCUUUCGUAUCUGUUAAGUGAAGUAUGUGGUUUACUGAAUGUUAAUAUUGGCCAUGAUGCCGUUCCAACAUUAUUUUGGGUUUUUCCUAAAAGUGCUACUAUUAUCUCACAGUCGCAUAAUGGUAGCUUUCAGCCGAAAUUAUUUGUUAAUUUUAACUUUUGCUUUAAAAUGUAAAUAUUUUAACUUCAACUAUAUGUUGGUAAAAUAUUUUACAAUAAAAUAGUUUAAUUUAAAUUAGUGGUAGGAAAAAAAACAUAGGAGAAUCAUUGGAAGACAAUUGACAGAACAGGACCCAAUUUCACAAAGCCUAGUUUUGCACAAAUAAAACAGAUGGUACUCGCACCCGAUAUCAUAGAACCAAAUAUUUUUCAAACAUAUAAGGGGAAGUAAAAUAUAUAAUUAGCUUUUGUUUAACAUUAUUACAUAAUCCAGUCAUGUAAACAUGUAACUGUAUUCAUUGUUUUUUUGGGGUAUACUGAUAUAAGUAAUACAUAUUGCAAUACAUACUUCUUGUACCUACACACUCAGUAAUUUCCGUAUUUCAAGUUUGUUGUUAGUCAGGAACCUCGAUCACUUACAUGUAGAUUCCAGCUGGUUUUCUUAACGAUGUUCAUAGAUGUAGAACAAGGAAGGGUCUGACAUUAUUAAAAUAAAGUUUAAUUAGUACACAGAAAUGAUCCAUAUAUUUGAAGUUUUAAAUAAUAAACUUUGACUUGUAUAAUGUAUUUUCUUCAGUUUCUUUAAAGCCUUCCAUAAAAUUGUUGUUAAGGCUGUUGUAAAUAAUAUAUGUAUUCUAUUUAGCGAUACAACAAUUCUUAUAAUACCUAUUCUUUACCACUGAUACCUGUAUAGUUUUCCCCUCAUGUUUGGAAAGCUUAAAUCCCCCAUUUCUAAUUUUAUUUUGUAGCCAAACUUGAUUUUUAUUUAUAUAUAUAUAUAUAUAUAUAUAUAUGACAGUGAUUUGUCAAAGUUAGAAUUAGAAUGUAAUAAGUUAGAUCUUAGGGUUUUUUCAAAAAUAAAAAUAAUUAUUUUGCUCUUUAUUGUCAACAUUAUUUCUAUGGUAUUUAUUCACGCAUUUUUAAAGUUAUUUGGCACCAUUCAGUACUGUACUCAAGUUUAUUACAGUUUUGUUUGGGGAUUUUCUUGUUGAUGGUCACUUUAAACCAAAGAAUCUUAGCAGUAUUGACUUUGUAGAUUGUUAAUUAUCAUAAUUUAGUGUAUAAUUUACAUCUAAUUUUUAUUUUUGAAUAUCAAACAUCCCUCAAAAACAUGUCAUGUCAUGCAUUUUAAAAUAUU